AUGUCUUUAUUUAAAUAUCUCAAUCUGGAGGGGUGUGCUAAUAUUACUAAAGAAGCCAUAGAUCAGCUCGUUUUACUUAAUCCAAAUAUCCAUGUUGAGGAUUUCAUGAAUUCUAUGGAUAUGCGAGCUGAAUUAGAUCAAGAGAUAGGAUGGAUAUAUAACAUUCGGCAUAGUGUUGGUAAUAAUCUGAAUUCAGUUCUACCUCAGUUAUACCAGCAUCUUAGUUUCAUGACGGUUGACUCUGGUGACGAUCACCACAUUAUAGCUAUGAACAGACAUUCACCGACUCGAGGUAAUAUUUCCACCUUAAUGUCGAGAGCUGGUGAUAGAAUACUAGCCAAUCAAUCAGAAUGGUAA
Messenger RNA from Rhizophagus irregularis DAOM 181602=DAOM 197198, 357 nucleotides. RefSeq lists its product as uncharacterized. Lineage: Eukaryota; Fungi; Glomeromycota; Glomeromycetes; Glomerales; Glomeraceae. The record is from RefSeq and is a predicted model, not a curated record.